Leptosomus discolor (cuckoo roller) is the source of this 7104-nucleotide messenger RNA. The record is from RefSeq and is a predicted model, not a curated record. Lineage: Eukaryota; Metazoa; Chordata; Aves; Leptosomiformes; Leptosomidae.
AUGGAAAGCCUGUGGAGGUGGAUCCCCAUCACAUUAUAAUAGAAGAUCCUGAUGGUUCCUGCACAUUGAUCUUGGACAACCUAACAGGUGUUGACUCAGGACAGUACAUGUGCUUUGCUUCCAGUCCUGCUGGUAAUGCCAGUACCUUAGGAAAGAUCCUUGUUCAAGUGCCACCACGGUUUGUGAACAAGGUUAGAAAUGCUUACCUUGUUGAAGGUGAAGAUGCUCAGUUUACCUGUACUAUCGAAGGAGCACCUAGGCCUCAAAUCAGAUGGUACAAAGACGGUGUACUGUUGAAGGACACAAGUAAAUAUCAGACUUUCAGUGAACCACGGAGUGGCAUAAUAGUGCUGGUGGUCAAGAACCUUUCCAAUGAAGAUAUGGGACACUAUGAAUGUGAGCUGGUGAACAGAUUAGGGUCUGCAAAAAGUGGAGCAGAACUUUACCAUCACAGUGCUGCAGCCCUGACUCAGGAGAGGAGAGGAGACCAAGCCAUUACCAUAGAAGGUAUGAUCCUUGACCAGCUCUGUCAUUCGCCUUCCCGCUCCCCAAGAGCAGAGCCAACUCCAGAGCCAGUUUACAUUUCAAAGAUCAGGCAGCCUGUCCACAGACACGAGCAGGAGGCAACACCAAAGUCUGCUGUUCCCGUGCUUUUUGUCACAGAACCAGAGGACAGGCAAGGAGCAGCAGCUAGAGAUGUCACAGAGACCAAAGUGGAAGAGAAAAAGCCCAAAUGGGUUGAAGUGGAAGAAAUAAUUGAAUUCAAGGUGAAAAAAUCACCAAAACCUGCAAAGAAAAGAGGCUCUUCCCCCGCAAAACAAGAAAAAGAUGACUCAGGGGUGCUAACAUUCACUUUUCCCAGCUCAAGACCUUGGCACUCCCCAGAAGAUGAUCCAAACACAAACAAUUCCAACAAUAAAUUGGUGGAACAGUCAAAAUCUUUGCCUAAUGACAGUCUCCCUGAGGCUAAUAUUCAGACCCUGGUGUAUGAGACUGAGCAGGAAGGACCUCAAGUUAGUGAUGAAGACAGAAGCUCCCCAUGUGGGUCCGAAGAACUAGGAAAUAAUUCAUUUAUGGACUGUGGAACUGAAGGAAAGAGCUUCCCAGAAGAAACAAGUGCUCACUAUGAGUCAGGCGUCGCUUCCCCGCUGCUUGCCUGCGGUGGUGAGCCUUUGAUCUUCAGCUUUGAGACAGCUGCUCCAAACCAGCAUGAACUUCUGUUCUCACUAGCGAGCCCAGAGGUUAAGGAAGAAGUAGAGGAAUUAGAUGUAUCUUGGCCUGUUGAAGAGGAGGUACCUGAAAUAAUCCAAGAUGUCCUUCCAGAAGACGAUAAUGUCAUUAUAGUUGAUGAACCAGAGGAACUACAGACAGAUGACAUUAGCACCCGGGACCGCAAAAUCUUAACCCACAAUGGCAAAGUAUUAACUUUGGAGGAUCUUGAAGAUUACGUUCCUGAAGAAGGUGAGACUUACGGGUGUGAAGAUCGGAACCAUACGGCAGAGAAACCCUGCGAGAUCUCUGUACUCCAGACAGAGAUUAACGAGCCAACAAUCGGGAAGCCAGUGCUGCUGAAUCUGGUGAGACCUGUGGUGUCCAAGCCCAGGCAAAGAUUUUUCAGCCAGUUUGAGGAGCACGUUCCUGGAGGCAUGUUCAUGUCAGCAUCUAGAGUAACUGGUGUGCAGUCUGUAGGCCCCUCAAACAUCUCUUUCCAUAGAGAAAAGCUGUUCUUCUUGUCUGUAGGAAUGACUUCCCCACAGUCAGAGAUGGAGACUUCUGUCCAGGCCUCGCUUCAGCGUGCUGAUAAGGAGAUCAAGACAGCCCUAAAGAAACUCGUGGACUCGGCAUCGCUGCUGGUGACUCUUCCCCCGGGCAUGCGAGGAGGAGCCGGUGGCCUUGGUCUUCCUGGGUCUGUUCCUUCAGACCACUCAGAAACAGCAGCCGGGCCCUCUGUGCUAGUUCAUGAAGCCAGUACCCAAACCCAGACUGCUGGAGGGCAUGACAAAGCACAAACGCAGAUUCCAGCUGAAGAACCGAGUGUGCCAAAGCCCAGCCCCGGUCCUUCCCAUGAAGAGACAGCUGCUGGAGAUGAAAGCACUCAGGAGCGCACCGUUCCUAUUACCAGAACAUCACCAGCCACGGGGGCAGGAGACUGGUACAGAAGAGAAGGAGAUGUGGUCUGGGAUGUACACAGUGAAGUUUAUAUUGAGACCACAGAAAGAACUUGUGUGUAUAAGACUGAGGAGAAAACCCCGACAAGUCCGCCCUAUAUGCAAGUGACAAUAGAGGAUGUGCAGGUGAAUUCUGGGGAGUGUGCCAAAUUUCAGGCAGUCAUUGAAGGAACCCCUCCGCCUACCGUUUUGUGGUUUAAGGGCACUUCGUUGCUGACAGACAGCAACAGGCUCCACCAAGGGAAGGAAGGAACAACGUAUUUCUUAGUGGUGGACAAUGCUGUCUCGGAAGAUGGUGGUGUUUAUACCUGUGUGGCCAAAAAUGCAGGAGGAGAGGUUUUGUGCAAAGCAGAGCUUAUUGUACACGAAGGUAAGAAAGACCAAGCAGCAAAGAAAGUGGCCACUAGGAGAAAGCUCCAUUCCCUUUAUGAGGUUAAGCAGGAGAUUGGAAGGGGGUGCUUCAGCUUUGUGAAACGAGUUGUACACAAAGGGAACAGAGUGUCUUGUGCUGCCAAAUUCAUACCUCUACGAAGCAAAACGAAGGCUCGAGCGCAUCAAGAGAGGGAUAUUCUUGCCUCUCUGUCCCACGACAGAAUUACCAGGCUCCUGGAUCAGUUUGAAACGCGGAAAACACUGAUUUUGAUUCUGGAGUUAUGCUCCAGCGAAGAGCUCCUUGACCGUUUAUUCAAGAAGAGUGUCGUCACUGAAGCAGAGGUCAAAUUGUAUAUCAAGCAAAUUUUGGAAGGAAUCAAAUAUCUUCAUGACAACAACAUCCUUCAUUUGGACAUCAAGCCGCUGAAUAUCCUCAUGGUUUAUCCUGAAAGGGAAGAUCUUAAGCUCUGUGACUUCGGAUUUGCUCAGAAGAUCACGCCCUUUGAGCCUCAGUUCAGCAAAUACGGGUCUCCGGAGUUUGUUGCCCCAGAAAUUGUUUCUCAGUCACCAGUGUCAAAAGCAACCGACAUCUGGUCUGUUGGAGUCAUCACGUAUUUAAGCCUAACAUGCAAGUCUCCAUUUGCUGGGGAGAACGACAGAGGAACCCUUCUAAAUAUCCAGAACGGGGAAAUUUCAUGGACCAUUCCUGAUUUUGUUCACCUGAGUGAAGACGCAAAGGACUUCAUGAAAGGGAUCCUACAGCAGCGCCCCACAGCCAGGCCUAGUGCUUUGGACUGUCUUUCCCACAAGUGGUUCACGCAUAAUCUCCCCCUUGAAGCAGCUCAUUUCAUUAAUACCAAGCAGCUCAAAUUCAUUGUGGCUCGGAGCAAGUGGCAGCGGUCUCUGAUGUGCUAUAAAUCCAUCCUGGUGAUGCGGUCUAUCCCAGAAAUCCUAGAAAGAACUCACGAUAACACCUCCCUGGCCAUCUCCCGGCAUCUCAUUGAAGAAAGCACUUCGUCCAGUACCAGCGGCUCCUCCUCAGACAACGAGAACUCACAUUUCCCCAAGAAGAGGCACUUUGGCUCCACACCCGAACUGCACUUGUCCCUGUUUGAUGUACCAACCCAUCAGGAGCCUCCAAAGCAUGCAAGUGAAGAGAAGCGCUCCAAAAUCUCAGUCACACCAGUAAAACCCAUGAGGAGGAAGUAUGCUUCCAUGAAAGCCGAGGUGCAGGACAAAUCACCUACAGAAAGCAAAGAGCUCAUGGCAAAGCAGUUCGAACUGGAAGAAGAAGAAGAAGGAAAAUCUGACGAUGGAGAUGAUCACAGGGAAAGUCUGCUUGGUUCCUUGACCAAAUCAGCUUCAUUUGACACUGCGAGGAAACCACCACAUCCUGCCAUUGCUGGCGCUAGCCGAAGCCGUUCCCUGGAUGACUAUAGGCUGAGAGCCUCAAGAUCAGUGAGGGAACAAGAUAUUUUGGAAGAAGACUGUGAUAUAUUGUCACAGGAGAGCUGCCCUGAAGGCAGCGACCACUGUGACAUUUCUGCAGGGCCUGGCAAGGGAUGUUCUGUAGACACUUCAAAGCAGCAGGACUUUAGGAGAGCCAGCAAGGAUUGUUCAGAAGAGCAGCACCCUCCUUCCACACAAUGUGAGGGUACUGUGUGCCCAGCUGGUUUUGUCCAACAGCUAGAGAGACUUCCAGUGUCACCUCAUAGGAGUGAGAAUAGGAAACACUUACUGAAGAAGUCAAAAGCUACUUACGCUGAGGAGGAAGCUGAAGAUUUGGAAGGCAAAAGCCCCAUUCUUACUGCCCAGUGUUCAGAUGCAACUGCAUCAUCAGCUCAAAAACAUGAAAGCAUGGAGGGUAUAUCUUCUCCUGACAGUGCCUCUGACACCGCUUUUCGUGAGGGCAAACAGUCCACUUCAACUCUCACACAGUCAGAGACCACCUCCCCGUCAGCCCCUACGAGUAAGGGAGGCGUGUAUCUGCCCCAGGAGUCUGCUCACAGUACCGACAUCCACCCAGAUCUAAAAAGUGGAAGCUUGCUUAUCAAAAGGACAGCCCCAGUCCCACCUUGGAAAGACAAAAGGCAGAAACAUUCACAUGAGAAGACUUCCACUCAUCAUGUGGCCAGAUCUGGUCUCAUGGAGCAUGAACACUCUGCUGUUUUAACUGGCCCACAAACAGAAACCGACUCACUUCCAGUUUGUAAAGAUAAAAGUCAGGAACUUCCUGGUCAAAGUGCUCCAGCAAAUACUGUCUUGGUGAGCAAACAGCCAGGUACCAUAACUGCUCUGCACACAGCCGAUGAAGGUGCUCAUCAGAAGCUGAAGACCUAUAAAGAGGUGAGACCUGUUGUCCUGGAGGAUGAAGGACCAGAUAUCACAGGAAUCACUCCACCGUCAGCCCAUGAUGGUGAAAGCCAAGUGCACAAGAGGGCUCCUGUUCACAGAGACACGGCAUCAUCCAUCCUGAAGGGAGAGCAACUCGCUAUUCCAAAAAUCCCACCACCAAAAUCACUGCUGACUUCAGUCUCCGAUGGAGCACGGCAGGCUGAAAGGGAACGGCCAGCUCGUAGCAAGGAGAGGCUUGCUGCUCUCAGGAGUGAAACCUCAGCUGUCACCGAGGGUGCUCCCAGGGAGGCUGAAAUCGAGGGAGCUGAACACCAGAAGGUUUCUGAAAGCAGUGGCAGGGUGCCUGCUCUUCUGGAGAGCAGACACCCGGCUGGAACUGCAUCCUCCCAAAAUACUGGCCUCCCUUCAGUCUGUGAGAGUGAAAAGCGAGAACAUCCAAAGGCAUCGCUUCACAGGGAGGUGAGACCUGUUGUGACAGCAAGUGGAAGCCAAGCAGCUGGACAGACAAGGCCUGCUCCUUUCCCCAAGGCUGGACGUCAGGUGUUUGAGCAGCACAGGGCUGCCUGUCCCAGUGGCGGAGUUUCUGCUGGUCUGGAGGGUGGGCCUCCAAGUGACUUAACUGCUUCACAACCAGGAGUUUCUCCAGCUUCAGUCUAUGAGCUAGAACAUGAGGAACAACCCAAGGUUUAUGGUGAGGGUAGAGGCGUUGCCUCAGAAAGCGGAAGCUGUGAAGCUGGAAAAACUGUCCCAUCGUUGGUUCGCAGGGAUCAAAGUCAGGAGCUCUCACACCACAGGUCUUCUUUUUACAGUGAUGAGGAGUCUGCUGUGCUGGAGGGCUUAGUGGAUGAGAUGGUUUCGCUUUCUGAAGAGAUGAAUGUUUGGGCAGAGUCAGUUUCUGGUGAGGAGGAAUACAGAAAGCACAUCUCUCCUCCCACAGAGAUGUUCCAUGAAGGUCCAGGUAGCCAAGCACCCACGGACACCUCCUUCCCUUCUGUACAAGGGGGUAAAAGAGGAGAAGUCUCUGAGCUGGAUGACCUUGCAGAACCCUAUCUUGUAGUGAGUGAGGAGUCAGUGGUACUGGAAGGGCAGGGAGCCCUGACAGUUCCUCAUGAAUGUGAGCAUCUGGAGGACUUAGCGUUUGAGAGCCCCACUUCUAGCCAAGUGAGUGUUUCCUCAACAGAUAGUUUGGACACUGGAAAAAGACCCAGCCAAGUGUCAGUGAGCAAGGACACUGGUAAACACCCAGAAGUUUCUUUAGUGAAAAUCAAAGACCUGUCGGACGAAACACCCAGUCUCAGCAGUGGAACUCCAAAAUUUGACAUAUCAGAGGUAGAGCCUGCCUAUUUGAAUUUCUCUGACUUGUAUGACAUUGUCUAUUUUCCAUUUGAAUUUAUGAACUAUAGGAAGCCUCCGCCCAAACCAACUGGUAGACGGUUUAUACCUUUUGGCGAAAGGGCAAGGUCACCUCCUGCAGGACAUUUGCAUAAGGAAAAACGACUGUGCAUCAGAGAAGAGGCAGAGGACAGGAACAGGAAGAACCAUUUGGGAAUAUCUGAGGGUUCAAAGGCAACUAACUUAUUGAAAGAGUCAGAGAGUCAUAAAAAAAUGUAUGGCCUCCAAAAGGACUCAAGUGGUAAGCAGAAAAGCUCCUUCUACAACAAGCCAGGACUCUUUAAGCCAUAUGCAAGGUCUCAUUCAGUGGAGCAGUCAGUGGAACAGAGUCUGAAGAAGAAAGUAAAAGCUUCUGUUGCCCACAUUUCAAGAAUCCUAAAAGGAAAGAUGUCUCCUGAGCCAGAGGCAGAGGAAGAGUUUGGUGAGCUGGGAAGUGAGGCAGUAGAAAAAGAGCUGUUAACAGGAGCUGAAGGAUCUCUGAAGAGGAAAUCAGCACUCUCGUCAUUCAAGCUACCAAGCCUCACGCCAAAGGAGAAAGCACCUUUGUUCGUUGAGGAGCUCAUCGAUCAGGCUGCUGCCGUCGGGCAGUGCGUGACACUGUCGUGCCGGACGGCGGCUCACUCCUCCCUACACAUCGACUGGUUCAGAGAUGGCAUACCUGUCCACAGCAGCAGCAGGAUCCUCAUCUCAGCUACGCUCAAAAACUUCCAGCUUUUAACCAUUCUUUCUGUUAGUGCUGAUGAUUUCGGCAUUUACACCUGUGUGGCCACAAACUCCCUGGGCUCAGCGUCCACCUCCUGCAUCAUAAGAAAAGCAG